Rubroshorea leprosula is the source of this 537-nucleotide messenger RNA. NCBI's taxonomy places the organism in Eukaryota, Viridiplantae, Streptophyta, Magnoliopsida, Malvales, Dipterocarpaceae. The record is from the annotation of a GenBank genome assembly.
GCCGGUGCAAAUCGAGUUAUUUGUACGUUUCUUCGUACUGUUUUAGUCGACUUGAUAUCAUCCUUUUCAGAUUUGCUUGGUUUUGUACGGAUUCGAGCUUGAAGUCAAGCUUGUUUGUUUUCUAAGAGUCUUUUUAGGGUUUUAUCGUGCUGUAACGCAAUGGUGGUGGGUUCUCGGACUCCGAUUGGGUUGCCGCCGCCGCCGCCAUCACAAUCCUCGAAGAAUCACGGAAUCACACAGCCAAUAUCUCUUGCUGGUCCUACCGACGUUGAUAUCCAGCGCAAUGCUGAAUUGGAGAAGCUUCUGGUGGAUUCGGGGCUUUACGAAAGCAAAGAAGAAGCUGCCAAAAGAGAAGAAGUUCUUGGUUGUAUCAGUCUGGUAAUUAUUGCCUGAUAGGUUGCAGUUUUUGGUUGUUAUUUCUGUGCAUGCUUGGCAGGAGAGAGAGUCUAUAGAUUUGCAGCUGAGAAGAGGGCUCUGGUAGAAUGAGUAGAACAUGAAGGAUUGAAUGAGGUCUUGAAAUUAACUUGAGCUUUCAAU